UUCUACUUAGACUGUUCGUACGUCUUAAGUUUUUUAGCAAUAAAAAUAAUUGACAACAACAAUCAUCAAUCUGUAAGCAGAAAAAAUGCAGGCGAACGAAGCAAAGGUUCUUGAAAUGUCCGUUGACGCUUUGAUCGUUCGUGCCAAAGCAAUACGAAAAGCUUUGGAAGAUUUCCUUUUUAAAUUGACCAAUGAACAUCAGACACUUACAUGGCCCACAGUGCUGGACAACUUUGCAUUACUGUCCGGCCAGAUAAGUUCCCUGCUUGCUGCAAUGAAAUCAGAAAAGAUGCCGGCGUUAAGAAACUAUCCCAUUGUUCCAGUGAGGCUGUCACCUGAUCCUGACCCGCAUUUAUUGGCGCUCACAGAGGGGCGAGUGUCACUCAUGUCACAUACUGAAACACCUAACUACCUUCGAACAAAACCUGACCCAGCAGUUGAGCAAGCAGAGCGACAACUUAUAUCUGAAGUUGGAUUGCACACAGAGAAUGUUUCUAAUGCUCAAUCGCAAGUAGCCAUGUUCAACAAGCAAUGCAACAAAGUGUUGGAAAAAGUGAAGACGGCGCGUGCCAAUUGGCGAGCUGACACCGUCACUUCACGAAGCAACCCUCCAACUUUUAAUCCCAAAGCCACAGAAGAAUUAGUGGCAGCUGCAUACUUUGGUCGUGGACUGAAACCUCCUCAGUCUUUGGCUUCCCAACCCCAGAUAAACACCAGCACUGUAACAUCGUUUGCAGUGAGAGGAACAAUGCCGGUUUCUGGGAGGCUCAACACUGGUGUAAGGAUGCCAGUGACCAAAAGAACUUGAUUUCUAAAAGAAAGUUUCACCUUUAUUUUGUUAUUGUAGCAAACUGCAUUUGAAAACGCUUAGGUUUAUAUUUAGUCUUACGCAACUGCUAUUUACAGCAGUUUUCGGUUUCGUUCGUUUUGGUGAAAAAUCACUGCCUUUCUCUAUAAAUAGCUACCUAAAUUUGGUUGUUUAUGAAAUUACAUACGCAACA
Messenger RNA from Ciona intestinalis (vase tunicate), 1001 nucleotides. Lineage: Eukaryota; Metazoa; Chordata; Ascidiacea; Phlebobranchia; Cionidae. The record is from RefSeq and is a predicted model, not a curated record.